Pimephales promelas (fathead minnow) is the source of this 1327-nucleotide messenger RNA. RefSeq lists its product as uncharacterized. Lineage: Eukaryota; Metazoa; Chordata; Actinopteri; Cypriniformes; Leuciscidae. Gene Ontology annotation, biological process: regulation of extrinsic apoptotic signaling pathway. The record is from RefSeq and is a predicted model, not a curated record.
GCGUCAUCACGCAGUGUUUGGCUCCGCCCAAGCGCGUAAGUUAUAUUAUGCUGAACUUUUUUCAAUCCUCUCGAAACAUCACAGACCGAAAGGAACGAGUCAUGGCCCAGGAGCAAAGCAAUGGAGAUGUCCAGAUUCCUGCGGUGGACAGUCUGGAGUUCAGACUCCUUAUGUCGUACGCCCGCAAGAGACGACCCAUGGACACCAGUCUGCAGCAGGACAUCUUAGAGAAAGAGCCAUCUGAAAAAAGAAGUAGCAAAACGCACAAAAAGAAGAAAUUGAGAUUAUCUUUCAUCACAAAAUGUAUUAAACCCAAGACAGAUGAUACACCUGAACCACAGCAAGCAGCGCUAGAUUCAGAUGAGGGGAAAGUGGAUGAGAUGGAAAACCUGGUCUGUGAAUUGACAGAGAUAUCAGAUUCUGUGCACUUCACUUCAAGUGAUAUAGAACCAGAUGGUGAUGAUGAUGUUGUGCAAAGGCUGGCAGAGAUUCUCAGAGUACAUGGCGAUGAGCUGAAUGAAAAGAUUAAGAAAGACAAGGCCUUAUAUGAAACGCUGCAGUCCUCGACUUUCAAGUAUAGCUUCUUCAAGAAAGUGAUGGAUGCUGUCUGUGGAAGUGUCACCUUAGAACCGCCAACAGAAGGCCAGAAAGUUGACGUGGCUCUGAUUUGUGAAGCCACCAGUCAGCUCUAUGGCGUCAACUACCAUCCAAUGAACCGUGUGCUGGGCUUCGGUGCCAAGUAUCUGCGGGAAAAUUACUCCAAGUGGAUUAGCAGAAACAUGCAUGCAGGCAAUGGAGAAGUUGAAGAUGAAUCCAAAGAGGAAGUCCAGUGAGCUUACGAGAUGAUUACAGACGUCUUUCUCAGGGGCACAGUCACUUUAUUCACAAGAAAAAAAGAGAUUUUCUUUUGUUUCAGCAGGGAUCUAGUACUUUUUCUUCACUAGGUCCUGGAACACCUGAGGCUAAAAAAGAGGAACUCGCUUAUUGAGCCAAAUAUAAAUGCAUCUACACCAAACGUCAUUAAGAGUGCUAUGGAUACUGUCUCAAAGCAUUACAUGUUUAUGCUUUGAAAAUAAUGAUGAUACAUCAUUCCUGACUGUAUGUACGUUAUCAUGUUUAGCUGAACUAGUAAACUUUUUUUUAUUUUUUUAUUAUUUAAUGAGACAUCCAAAUUGUUAAUAUUAAUUGUAAUUUUUCUUUUUGUCUUGAAAUGAACAUAUUUCAGGUACUUUAGUGUCUAGAAUGAAACUCAUUAUAGGAUAGGAAAAAGUUUUUGUCUAAAUAAUAUAUUUUGUUCAAUGUUAUGAAAUAAACAACCUUGACAAUA